GAAGCCGCAUAUGCAUGUUUUUGUGGGGAACAAGAUUGGCAGCAACUUUGGUUUUUAAAAGAGAAAACAUUACCUUCAGUGCAUGAAUCUAAAAUUAACUUUUCAGUAGCUGCCAUCUUGUGGUUUGAAUAGCAUGUGUUUUUAACGGGAAAAUAUUAUUUUCAUGCUUAUUUUCAUUUGGUUUUUGUUGAAUAUCAAUUAUGAAAAUGUGCCUUGUGAUUUUCGUAAUUGAUUGAUUUUUCAACCACACACUUCAUCAUAUAAACAUUCUGCAUGAUCGAGUUAGCAUCAUGCAAAGUUCGAGGGAAAGGUGAUUGACGGUUGCGUUAGUACCGUGCCACUUCAACUCGAGGACUGAAGAAAGAUCGAGUAGCAAAGCGCGAAGACAAAGCUGCCAACUGGUAUGAGUGUCUAGUUGAUGAGUUUUGUAAGUCUUUAUGUAUUCUUUCUUUCUUAGUGCUUCCUGGCUUGGUAGCCCGAGGAUUUUCCCAGUGGUGGGUUUUGCCUCGUUAAAUCCUACAUCAUGUGUGUGCUUUUUAUAUUCAUGUUGAAUAUUUGUGUAGGAUUAAUUUUGCAUAACUGAUUAAUUGAAACCAUAAUUUGCUUUAGCGUUAAGUUCUCAUUUAUAGAUUAAGUUAGUACCCAUCCUAGGACUUUCAAUUGGCACCAGAGCAGGUCACUAAAAAUAUCUAGUGAGAUCCGUGGGUAGUCUAGGAUGAAUCGGUCUAUGGGUUCAGUUUCUCAUCCGCCACAUUUUGAUGGCGACAACUACGCUGCAUGGAAGGCAAAGAUGAAAUCAUUUCUCUGGGCGCUUGACGAUAGAGUGUGGCUUGCGGUUGAAGAAGGCUGGGAACCUCCAACAGUUGAAGAAACCAAAGGCGAAGGACAGUCUUCUGUCACUAUUUCUAUGCUUAAGCCUAGAAAGGUAUGGAGUGAAGAUGAACGCAACUCUAGCACAUUCAAUCAAAGAGCAUUGAAUGCGUUGUUCACUGCCGUUUCGCCUGAGCAAUUUAACUACAUCAGUAAAUGCUCAACGGCGAAAGAAGCUUGGGAUAUUCUUGAAGUUACUCAUGAAGGUAACUCCACUGUCAAAGAAUCCAAGCUUCAAAAUCUCAUCACACAAUUUGAAAAUAUCAAAAUGCUAGAUGAUGAGAGUUUUUCUGACUUUUAUGCUAAACUUAGUGUAAUUGUCAAUGGUUGUCACAAUCUUGGUGACAGCAUCCCAGAACAUAGAGUUGUUAAGAAAAUUCUAAGGUCUCUUCCUUCUAGGUUUCAUGCGAAAAGGACAGCUAUAGAAGAAUCGAAAGAUUUAAACACCUACAAGUUGGAACAAUUGAUUGGGUCAUUACAAACAUAUGAGUCUGACUUUACUGAAGUCAAGAAAGGAAAAAAUGUAGCCUUCAAAGUCAAUAAUGAAAAAGUGAAUGAGGAUUCAUUUGAAAACCUGACUCAAGAUGAAUUUGCUCUUCUCACCAAACAAGCUAGAAAAUUUUUGAAACUUAGAAGUUCCAGAGGACGUGAAAAUCGAAAUAAUUUUGAUUCAAAAGUUCCUCGUUCUCGAGAUUUGUCUCAUGGAAAUUCUUCUAAGUUUGUCAAACUUGGUGAAAAGAAAAGUUCAAAUGACAGAGACAAGUGUUUUGAAUGUCAAGGGUAUGGACAUCAUGCUCAUGAAUGUGCCAAUACUCUUAAAAAGCUGAAGGAUGAAAAGAACAAGGCGUUAACUUCCACGUGGAGUGACAGUGAUUCAGAGAAAGACACGGCAUCUGAAGAUGAUGAGGAAGUGGUUGCAUUUUUUGGAACUUUUGAUGGAUAUGAGACGGAUGAUUCGGAAGUUGAAGAGCCUGAUUCCGUAGAAGUCUUACAAAAGUACACUGCACUGUAUGAUAUCACCAUGAAAGUGAAGAAGGAAAAUGAAGAACUGAAAAAUAAACUCGUGCAGCUUGAAAGUGAGAAGAAUGAAGCAGAAAUCGAGCAUCAAUCUCAAAUGGAACAUGCAGAAAAGCUACGAGAGUCAAUGUUGGAAAAGUUACAUAUGCUAGCAUCAGACAACAAAGGUCUUGAAAAUGAAUUAAGUAACAUAAAGAAGAAAGUUGAAGAGUUUAGCAUUGGCUCAAGCAAAAUUGACAAAAUGUUGAGCUAUGGAAAGAUUUCAGGUGAUAAAAGCGGUCUAGGUUUUGAUAUAACUGGAAGUUCGUCCACUUCUGUUACCAAGUUUGUUAAAGCGUUACAAGAACCUAGCAUGAAAGACAUAUCAGACCUAGGUGUUACAAGCUUCAAAAGGAAAAUAAGACUAAAACUUCUUGGAUUUCUGAAAAAUCAAAUCUCAAAGGGAGAUUUGUGGCUCACCCAAAGGGAAUGA
Molecule: messenger RNA, 2359 nt
Organism: Pyrus x bretschneideri (Chinese white pear)
Lineage: Eukaryota; Viridiplantae; Streptophyta; Magnoliopsida; Rosales; Rosaceae
Exons: 2
Coding region: 716-2359 (547 amino acids)
Molecular function (GO): zinc ion binding; nucleic acid binding
Source: RefSeq, a predicted model, not a curated record